Messenger RNA from Delphinapterus leucas (beluga whale), 1469 nucleotides. It is a transcript of the gene AKR7A2, whose product is annotated as aldo-keto reductase family 7 member A2. Gene Ontology annotation, molecular function: oxidoreductase activity. Lineage: Eukaryota; Metazoa; Chordata; Mammalia; Artiodactyla; Monodontidae. The record is from RefSeq and is a predicted model, not a curated record.
GAGUCGUGGCGAGCGAGCGUAUCUUGCGUGAGGGGGCGCCGCGCUUCUCCCCGUCGGCAGGGAGGCGGGGUCCGAGGCGCCCCAGCGCGCAGGCGCCGACCUCAUGCUGAGCAACUUGUCUCGCGCCGUGGCCCGCGCCGCCGUCCGCUGCGUUCGUACCCCCCGGCCACCCGAGGCUCGCACCGCCGCCACCGCAGCCGCCAUGUCCCGGGCCUCAGGCUCCCCUAUCCGGCCCGCCACCGUGCUGGGCACCAUGGAGAUGGGGCGCCGCAUGGACGCGCCCGCCAGCGCCGCGGCAGUGCGCGCCUUCCUGGAGCGCGGCCACACUGAGCUGGACACGGCCUUCAUGUACAGCGACGGCCAGUCCGAGAGCAUCCUGGGCGGCCUGGGGCUCGGGCUGGGCGGCGGCGACAGCAAAGUGAAAAUCGCUACCAAGGCCAAUCCCUGGGAAGGGAAGUCGCUGAAGCCUGAUAGCCUCCGGUCCCAGCUGGAGACGUCACUGAAGCGGCUGCAGUGUCCGCAUGUUGACCUCUUCUAUCUACAUGCACCGGACCACGGCACCCCUGUGGAAGAGACACUGCGUGCCUGCCACCAGCUGCACCAGGAGGGCAAGUUUGUGGAGCUUGGCCUCUCCAACUAUGCCGCCUGGGAAGUGGCCGAGAUCUGUACCCUGUGCAAGAGCAACAACUGGAUCCUGCCCACCGUGUACCAGGGCAUGUACAACGCCACUACCCGGCAGGUGGAGACAGAGCUCUUCCCCUGCAUCAGGCACUUUGGACUGAGGUUCUACGCCUACAACCCUUUGGCUGGGGGCCUGCUGACCGGCAAGUACAAGUAUGAGGACAAGGACAGGAAGCAACCUGUGGGCCGCUUCUUUGGGACCAAUUGGGCAGAGAUCUACAGGAAUCGCUUCUGGAAGGAACACCACUUCAAGGCCAUUGCCCUGGUGGAGAAGGCCCUGCAGGCUGCGUAUGGCCCCAGCACCCCCAGCAUGACCUCGGCCGCCCUCCGGUGGAUGUACCACCACUCACAGCUCCAGGGUGCCCACGGGGACGCGGUCAUCCUGGGCAUGUCCAGCCUGGAGCAGCUGGAACAGAACUUGGUGGCCACUGAAGAAGGGCCCCUAGAGCCAGCCAUCGUGCAGGCCUUUGAUCAGGCCUGGCACCUGGUUGCCCAUGAAUGUCCCAGCUACUUCCGCUAGGCCCCAACACAGCUCAAGCUGCCCAAGAUUUCUUCCUUUUCUGUCACCUCUUCUACUCUCUCCCCCUGGCCGGUCUUUGCCUUAAGCUGAUUUAGCAUGGUCUUUCUCCAUUGUCUGGAUCCAUGCAUUAUUUUUCUAGAUCCCUGCCUCACUCCCAGUUGCCUUCACAAUGUGUAAAGGCUGGGGCUGAGCCCCAUUCAUGCAUUUCCCAUCUGAAUAAAGCAGGCACUUGACCUGGCUGUAGCCCAGGCCCAGAGUGAAGCCCACA